Molecule: messenger RNA, 1950 nt
Organism: Bipolaris oryzae ATCC 44560
Lineage: Eukaryota; Fungi; Ascomycota; Dothideomycetes; Pleosporales; Pleosporaceae
Exons: 2
Coding region: 1-1950 (649 amino acids)
Biological process (GO): transmembrane transport
Cellular component (GO): membrane
Molecular function (GO): transmembrane transporter activity
Source: RefSeq, a predicted model, not a curated record
AUGACGGGUGAACAUCAAGCCACUCAAGAUAUCGACAUUCGAAAGGACAUGAGCGAGAACGAGGCUAGUGUCUUCCACGCCUUGCUUCACCCCGAUGAUCUCUACACUGCCGAAGGAACCUACUGGGCCGACUUGCCCAUUGGCCAACGGGUCAGGUUUGUUGGACAAGUCGAUGCACAGGAAGCAAAGGCCGAAGCCAGCUACUUCUGGAACAUGUUCAAGAACGACCCUCUUGCUCCAAUUGGCCAUUACUUCCGCACUUGCGUGAUCCCUGGUGCCGGUCUUGGUUUGGAAGGUUACGUCCUCUUCUCCAUUGGCAAUGUUCGCCCUCUACUCAAGGCUGCUUUCCCCGACUGCUGGGGCACCCACGAAAUUUGUGACAAGACAUGGACACAGGCUGUCGACUACCUCGAGAUUUGCGGUAUCAUUGUCGGUCAGAUCCUCGUUGGUAUCGUUGGUGACUGGCUUGGCCGUCGGUUUGGUCUCAUUCAGGAUGCCACCAUCAUGUUCGUCGGUCUUUUGAUGCUUACUGCUGCCUGGGGUGUUACUCAGAACGGCUGGGUCAUCUGCUACGUAUGGGCUCUCUUCUUCUAUGGCAUUGGUGUCGGAGGCGAAUACCCCAUGACUGCAACUGCCGGUAUGGAGAAUGCUGUCGGCUCUGGAAAGGUUUCGACCAAGGACGACCGUCUUCACCGCGGACGAAAAGUCACCAGUGCCUUUUUGAUGCAGGGUUGGGGUCAGUUCUUCAACCAGGUCAUUCUCAUUAUCCUGCUCCUCAUCUUCCACGGUGGAUCGUCGCCGCCUUACUCCAAGACUUUGGCGCAAUGGACUUACCGCGUCUCGUUUGCUAUUCCUGCCGUUGGAACGCUGUGGCUUGUCUACUUCCGUUACUACAAGAUGAAGUCGGCUUCGAAGCAAUUGAUGCUUUCUAAGAAGAAAUCCAAUGUCACUGGAUACGACGUCCAGUCGCUGAAGCUCACCUUCACCUACUUUGGCCCCCGUCUCCUGGCUACUGCCGGUGCUUGGUUCGCCAACGAUGUCUUCUUCUACGGCAACAAGCUUUUCCAGAACGAAUUUAUCAGCAUCCUCACACCUGGCAACAAGUCGGUCAUGACUGAUUGGCUAUACAACCUUAUCAACGUCGGCGUAUCACUUUGCGGAUACUAUCUCGCGUCUAUUCUCAUUGACAACAAGCUCUACGGUCGCAAGUGGAUGAUGAUUGUCGGUUUCAUGGCCGACUUUGUCCUCUUCAUGGUUCCCGGAUUUGCCCUGAAGUACUUCACUUCGAUUGAGAACAUUCACGGUUUCCAGGCCAUGUACUUCCUCUCCUCCUUCUUCAACCAAUUCGGACCCAACAGUGUUACUUUCCUUGUGGCUGCCGAGGUUUUCCCCACACCAGUUCGCGCUACUGCUCACGGAUUCAGUGCGGCAUGGGGCAAGCUCGGUGCACUUCUCGCCGCCAUCCUCUACAACUACAUUGACAUCCAGACCAAGUUCUACUUUGUCCCCUGGUUCGGUCUUGCUGGUGCUCUUCUCACUCUGCUCUUUCUUCCCGACACUACCGGCCUGGAUCUCAAGGAGCAAGAGCGUCGGUGGGCAUAUAUUCGAGCUGGCCGAGAGAACGAGUACCACGGUAUUGCCAUUCACUGGAAGCACCUUUCAUGGUGGGAGCGUUUCCGUGGACAGCACAAGGGAUACGAUGCCAAGCUCGACUAUGAGCAGAAGAUUGACGAGAUGCGCGCUGACUGGGUGGAGCGCCAGCAGCACAAGUUCUCUGAGAAGAACGGAUGGGAAGGUGUCGAGGCAGACGAGGACGACCAUGCCGAUGUGCACAACUACUUCAAGCGUACAACACCUGGUACUCCUACCGGACCCGAGCCCAUGAUGGCGCCCAAGGCCGUGUCUGAGAACUCCUCUGGAGAUGAGAUUACGAACGAAAAGAAGGCUUAG